UCCAAUCUCAUUUUCUAGUUCUGUCUGCCUUUCACACUUGCAGAGCGAGUCCUUUGUUCUCCACAUGUUUUUCUGCUAUACUGUUAGAUUUAAGUUUUACCUCCGCAGGUACUUCAUUUUCUGUGGUUUUUAUUCCUUGAGGAAAUGGAUGCUCUCCCUGGUCUGCCUCUCACGCUUCAUCUUUCUUGUUCUCUACCUUCCUCUUCCAUUAAUGGACGGCCCUUGCGCUUCCUCUGGCUUCUGUUCACAAUUCUGAUAUCAUGGCUCUCCUCUCACUGUGAUGGAGCAUGUCAGAAACCUUUCACGUGUGGGUUUUAUAGUUUGGCUUAUCCUUUUGGAGGGAGGAACAGCGGCUGCGGUGAUCCCGCGCUUCAGUUAGACUGUGAUUCAUACUUAGGUAUGCCUCUAAUUAAUAUUAGUGGACAUCAAUACUACAUACGACUGCCCACAGUCUUUUCCGCAGAAAAUUCCAGCCAAUCCAUGACGAUAAUUGACAAUAAUCUAUGGGGAAGUUCGUGUGAUCCAUCCUCGAGUAAUAACACAGCUCAAUUCUGGUCUAGCCCUCAAUUUCAUAUAGCAAAUGACUACAAGAAUAUAACCCUAGGGGAACAGUGCGAACAAGAGAUCUUGCCCAGUAACGCAUCCAAAUUAGAGUGUAGCGAUGAUUGGUAUUACAUACCCACUUCGAACUUGAGUUUGGCUACGCCGGCGUAUUGUAAAUCAUAUGUUCAGCUACCAGUGAAUAUAGACCCAAAACUACCUCGAUCCAUGAGUCUGACCGAAAUUGUACAGCAAGGGUUCGAAAUAGAAUGGAAUUUCAGCAGAGGUUGCGAGAAUUGCGUGUCAAGAAACGGUACCUGCAAUUAUAACACUAGAACCAUGAAGCCAUUUUGCCAGAUGGAAGAUGCAAUCCUUAAUCUGAGUAAUUCAGGAUCAAAGUUCAAAUCCAUUAGUUUCGUCUUCAUUCUAGCCGCAGGUAUCCUGGGCAGCGCAUUGUUAAUAGUUGCGCUAUUGCUGGCAAUUGCUCAUCGAAAGAAUAAUUCCACCUUCGGCCGUCAGGUGCUUAGAGGGAAGCGCGGUAACUCACGGUCUAUUUCCCAGGUAGAGACAUUUCUGCACAAUUUUGUUCAUCAAAUGCCAACGAGAUAUUCGUAUUCAAACAUCAAGGAGAUUACCAACAACUUUGCACAUAAACUGGGUAAAGGAGGGUUUGGUGAGGUUUAUAGGGGAAGUCUAGCAAGCGGUAGUCUUGUGGCAGUCAAAAUGCUUGAUCAGUCGAGGGAAAGCGAGACUCAAUUCAUGAACGAAGUUACAACCCUCGGAAGGAUUCAUCACAUUCAUCUGGUUCGUUUGUUGGGGUAUUGUUUCGAAGGACUUACAAGUGCACUCGUUUACGAGUACAUGGCAAAUGGAUCUCUCGACAGAUUUAUACUUGCCAAUAAAGGGAAAGGUCAAAUUCUGAGUUGGGAUCAACUAUAUUCAAUUGCUCUGGGGUCGGCUCGUGGAAUUGCGUAUCUUCACAAUGAGUGUCGUAGCCGCAUCAUUCACUUCGACAUAAAACCGCACAAUAUAUUGUUGGACGAAGAGUUUACAGCCAAAGUAGCUGAUUUUGGCCUCGCCAAGCUGUGUGGAAGAACAGACGACCACGUAUCAAUGACAACAGCAAGAGGGACGCCAGGAUAUGUCGCACCAGAGCUGUGGUCUAGAAAUUCAGGGCCUGUAACGGACAAGUCAGAUGUUUACGGUUUUGGAAUGAUGAUAUUAGAGAUGGUAGGAGGAAGAAAGAAUGUUGAUCUACAGGUGAGUCGUUCAAGUCAAUUCUACUUUCCAGACUGGGCAAUCAAAUUGGUGGAGAGAGGGGAACUGAGGACGAGGUUGAGGGAAAUAGAGUUGAGCGAUGCGGAGGAGGUCAAGGCAAGGAGUCUGGUAAAAGUGGGUCUGUGGUGUAUUCAGCACAUUUCGAUUGCCAGACCGUCAAUGAUGAGGGUGCUUCAGAUGUUGGAAGGAGAUGUCGACGACAUCCCAAAUCCUCCGACUCCCUUUGAUUCUCGCCCGCGACCGGCACCAUUUUCCUCUAGUGAAGAAUCGUCCUCCAUUGGAAUUGAAACGGCAUCAUAGAUUACACGUUUGGGAAAUUUCAUGGUGACGGAAUAUACCAGUCAAUAUUCAACUAACUUGUUUCUGGCUAAAAAUUAGGCUGGUUCCUAAUGCUUUAGUUUUACUUUGACAGUUGCGCUAUCAAAGAGUGAUAUGCUUUCUUGUUUUUUCUUUUGAUAUUUUUAUUAUUAUAUCUCCAGAUGGCAGCCGUUUAAUCUGGUGACAUAAGUGUGCGAUAGAUGUUCUUUGUAGAAAAUCAUGUAUCGCUACUUGUGAGUUCCUCGUUUUUGUGUGUUUGUGUGAUGGUUUUGUAAUGGUU
Cryptomeria japonica (Japanese cedar) is the source of this 2416-nucleotide messenger RNA. Its product is annotated as LEAF RUST 10 DISEASE-RESISTANCE LOCUS RECEPTOR-LIKE PROTEIN KINASE-like 2.4. Gene Ontology annotation, biological process: protein phosphorylation. The record is from RefSeq and is a predicted model, not a curated record. The transcript has 3 exons. Bases 145 to 2118 code for a protein of 657 amino acids. Gene Ontology annotation, molecular function: ATP binding; polysaccharide binding; protein kinase activity. Lineage: Eukaryota; Viridiplantae; Streptophyta; Pinopsida; Cupressales; Cupressaceae.